UUGAAGAAAUACAGAUAUAUCAAAUGGAGAUAUGUGCGUGCCGUUCGAACAUGAUGGCUGGUAUUUCAAACAUGUGGCAGCGAUCAGAAAGGCCUAGGAAAUCCUAAGAAGACAGAUCAAAGCUGUGUACGUGAGAAAAUGUACGAUUCACGCCUGACUUAAGAAUCUUACAAAUUAAUGAGAUUCGGCGUUAUUAAAAGUUUAUCUUGAAGGGGGGUAGCUAGGUCACGCUAGUUUAGCAGAUUACGUUCUGCACAUCCAUUCUGACAAAACAGUUUAAAACGGCAAAGAAAGAUUUAGGAAGCCGACACGAAAUACUUAAAACCAAAAUUGGAUAACAGGUAAACUCAAGCAUUCUGCGUUCCGUUGGCGGGUUAGCAUCUUAAGUUCGUAUGAAACGCGCGCUUGUAAGGCUCUGAAACGCGAUUUGAUUACUUAAGCAGGACAAAAUCAGCAAAUACAUAGCGUGAGAAUUCGACGUAUGUAGCAUUAUUCCGACGUCGUGAUGGGACAGUGCGCCGGAGUUUGACCUGCAAAGGUUAAUCUCACGGCCCUCAUUAUUGGAUGGACGUGACUUUGUAAUCGUUCCAAUGUUUGUCUCAGGGUAAAUCAGGGGAAGCCCUCGCUGUACAUAUCACCCACGCUCAUCACGCGUGGGCGGGAUCACACUUCCAGUUCCCCAAACGGGCUGGGUACAGGUCACUUAUUUUAGGUGAUUCUGUUGCAGUUCCUUUAAAGGGCCGGGCAUAUUACAGGUCACUUAUAUUAGGUGAUUCUGUUGCAGUAGGCUCGAUUUCCGCCGCUCACUCGAGUAAUUUCUACGUUCCUCCCUGAGAAGAGAGUUCGGGGGAGGCGCGCGGGCUGCUUUUUUGAACAGCCUACUGUUGCAGUUGACUAAAAAAAAUCUAGAAUCCAGAAUUUCAGCCCUCUCCUGGAGCCGAACAUUUCCGAAAGAGAUUUGCAUCUUCAUGAGGAGUGUAUGGCUGAAAUGCAGGCUACAAUAGCUCUAAAAACGAGGUGUGAAGCGAGUAAGGGUAAAAGCCUCGCGUAGGACAAAGUCUUCGUAGGGCCUAUCAUGAGUAUAACUUUUAAAAGUCGAAGUCCAAAAGACAUAUCGUUAUGGAGGAAAUUCUAAGUUGAUAAUGGUGUAGUUUUGUUCAAAAUUACUAUAGCGGUGCACUGAAAUAAAAGAUGUGUUAUAAUGAAUUGUACAUUUACAAGGUUGUGAUAUAUCAAAUUGAAAAGUCUGGAAAUUUUUUUGAGUCUUUUUGUCUUGAAAAAGCGUCAAAACUUUGUUGCAGUAAGAACCCCCUUCAAUGAUUCACUGAUCUAUCGAGUCAUAUCUUUGGCGGUACUUAAAAAAAUGCAGUAAAAUCGUCGUCAUAUCUUCGUUUUAAAGACAUGUGGCAAAAAGAGGGAAAAUUUCUAUUUCUUGAAAACGCUGCGAGAAAAAGAAUAGCAUUCCAUCAACAAACUCGUGCUAGUUCUGUCUUAACAAUAAUUGAGUGAGUUUUCGCGCACUCUUCAGUUGGCCGCCGGAGAGCUAUUGCUGAUAACAGUAUAGGCCAGAUGAUGCAAGCUGUAAACACAACGCAUGACAAAUCUCAGAGAACUUGAAAAAUUGUCAAGCUUCUCCCAUAAACGGAAGCUGGUAACUUGGAAUAUCGACCAAUAUGGCCACUGCGGGACACUUGGGACGAAAUUUCCCACCAGCUUGUGAACUUCAGGUGGAAAGAGAGUGAUCCAUGGAGCUAUAAGGCGCACGAGUAGGGUUUCCAUCGAUAUCGCCACUUUGGAGUGGUGACUUCCCAGUGAAAACUCUCGCAUGUGGCACGUACUUCCACUGAGGGUGGAACGUUUCAUGAAAUAAUUUUAUUGGUUCAUAAGAGUGUAUAAAAUGGAAAUGUGGUCGAUUUGUAAAGAACACUUUUUGGCGCUAGCACGAUCUUCGUCUUCAAGUGAACCCGGCACGUGCAAAUGUGUGCGAGUGCAUGGUACACAUGCAAGUGUGAGACGAGCCCAUACGGGCACGCGUGCCACUCGUACACUCCUGCACGUGGACACGUGCCUCACGGGGCCUCGCGUUGAAACACAUGCAACCCACUACCCCCAAGAGACAAAAAAAGACAAUUAUCCUGGUAAAUCACGCGGAAUAUCGCCUGACAAUGAGUUGACAUUCAAGUGACAUUCGUCAAGCUCGAGCAGAAUAAUCGACUUAUUGUUCAACAAAUUGACCCAAACUACACACGCCAUUCCUAAAAUAUGAGGGGUGCAGGCCCAUGUGCCCUAUUUCGCUUGGCCUUUACGCUGUACCCAAGAACGAUAAAAAGUCUAUAAAACUAUUUGCGUUUGCUUGUAUAUUUGUGCUUUUUGUAGUUGCAUCUUGAGACUGUGGAACGUUUGCUUAUGACGAUGUUUAGAGAGUUUUAAAAUGUUUCAGACACUACAUCUCUUCGAAAACCAAUAUUUUUGAAAGGCGAAAUUCAUCGUAAUAGUAAAUCCUCAUUGUUCCUGACAGGGUACGACACGGGGAGGUAGUAUUGCUUGUUCCCACGUUCCCGGUUAUCACGUCCACACGAAUGGAGAGAAACUACAGAAACCUGGGCCGAGCCAAUCGCGCGAAAACAAAAUGGCGGAAAAAUUUGUCAACUCAACAAAAUUUUGACUCAGCUAGCAGUAACUGAUGUGCCCUUUUGCAAAGGGUGAAAUCAUCUUAUGGGUGUCACACCAAGAAAGAAAUGAUGUUUUCUGUACGAAUUGUGAACAGUGAUUUCUACCUCGCUGAUCCAGUUGCUAAUCUCGAUGUUUGUAAUUCCAAAUUUCGUGAGGAUGCGACAGUGUCAAAGGUUCCUGUUAUCCGUGUUUAUGGCGCCACUCCCAGUGGACAGAAGACAUGUCUCCAUGUGCAUGGAAUAUUCCCUUACAUCUAUGUACCAUACGAUGGAACACAGCCCACUGACAAAUACCUGAAACAGUUCGCAACUAGUGUGGACUUUGCAGUGCAAGUCGCUCUUGGUAGAGCUUCGUCAUCCCGUCAUCACGUCUAUGAAAUCACUGUGGUUAAAGGGAUACCAUACUAUGGAUACCAUGAAGGAGAGAGAGAUUUCUUAAAGAUUGUUCUGUACAAUCCAUUCUUGGUGACCCGGGUUGUCAGUCUCCUUCAGAAUGGAGCAAUCAUGAAUAAAGUGUUCCAGCCUCAUGAAGCUCAUAUCCCAUAUCUGUUACAGUUUUUUAUGGACCACAACCUCUAUGGAAUGAACCUGCUUCAUGUGUCUACUGUGAAAUUCAGGAGUCCUGUGAGACUUUUAGAUGGGGAAGCUGGUACAGUGACUUCUACCAUCCAGAAAUCUACCUCUCCUCAAUCUACUCCAACAACGUUUUCUGCCUCUCGAGCACAAAUUUGGAAUGAAGAUACUGUAUCUAGAGACUGGGUUUUGGGAUCAGAGGUUGAGAGACUCAGUUUCUGUGAGUUGGAGGUUGAUGUACAAGCAUCUGACAUCUUGAACAAGCUUGAGAUCGGAGUUAAUAUUGGUAAAAAUCCUGGCUUAGCUGCCAUCUGGGAAGAUGAACAACAACGAAGAAGAGAAGCAAAUGAAUCUUCACAAAUCUCAGCUCCACCAACACAAGAGAGAGGAUUCAUCAAACAAACUGAGACAGAAAAGAAAUUAAAAGAAAGAAUCAGAGAAAUAAUAGAAGGGCGUGAUGUUCUCAUACAAAGCCAGAUGGGAAAGCUUGGACGAGAAGCAUUGUCGCCACAAGAACUCGCCUCAUUUCAAGAUUACAUUUCGUCAUUGACUGCAUCUCAGAAAGACAUCGUUGGUGACAUUUCUUCAGAUGCUAAUGCUUUGUUACAGUUACUGUCACAAACAGCAGAUGACUCAGCAGCAGAAUCAUCACAAGUUGUCGUUGAUGAAGAUGAGCCUGUCGUUAAUCAGAGUAUUGUCCAGGAAGUUGUAGAAGCAAGUCAGCGAUCUUUUUCACAAGACCUCUCCUCUAGUCUGGAUAAAGAAAUGGUUGACAUCUUGACAAGCUUGGCUGAGGAGUCUAGUCAGCAAGGAAGCCAAAAAACAACUUUGAGUCAGAGCAUCUUGCUUGAUCAAGGAGAUGCGGCUUUGGACGAGGAAGCUAAGGAUGAGGAGGAAUUGAGUGAGGCUGACGAGUCCAUUAUGAUGUCACAGAGGGUCUGGGACGACAUCGAGCCACAGUUAGCGGAGACUGGUGAUGAGCAAAUGACCGAUGGACAAGAGAAUGACAUUGCAUCCCAAAGGGUAUCUCAGUAUGACUUGGAGGGAAUGUCGGACACGUGGGUAGGGUCUUUCUUGGGCGGCGACAUCCCCCAGUUAGACGGAGCAGCAGAUGAAGAUUCCAAUGGAAGAGAAGACUUUCAACUACCGCGGGGAAAGCGAAGGAAAGUUAAUCCUAGAUAUCAAGCUGAUAAGAUGAGUAAUAAAGCAGAUGUAAUGUUAUCCGCGACAAGAGAAAACUCCCAAAGAAUACCAGUCGGCCCUGACGAGUCUGACAGAAAUAUGGAACGUGGGAAAACUGAAAAGAGUGGAGAAUCUAUCAGCGUGGAUGUUUGGCCUCAAACAGCGAGAGCGAUUCGCACGUACUCUAAGAGAGGCAUGUCUGUUUUAGAGAGUCAAAGAUCGCCGACAUUGCACGAAGUGGAUAGAACGGCAAAGAAAGAUAAGGAAGACAUGAAUGUAGUUGAUACUGAGAAAGAGGCGGAGGAGAGGAAGAAAAUUGAAGACUGCGAAGAUGAAUUUAGGUUGUUCCUUAGCGAGUCAAGUGAUUCUGAAGAUAACACGACAAAGGAAACGAAAUUAGGGUCAAAACGGAAUGAUGUUAUUGGGCGUCAGAAAAAUGUUCCUAGCCUGAAAGAGUGCAAAGCAAUUAAAAGAAACUCCUCUAGUGUUCGAAAAGAUCAAGGGACAUCCGAUGAAUGCUACACUCCUGUUAUAACAAAAUAUUUCCACAGCCCUGAGAAGAACACCGAACAUGUCAGAAAACAAAACGAAGAGACACCAAGCUCCUUGAAUGAUCCGCCAGAUUCAAGUUUUACUGUUGGUGAGCAAUCUCCGGUACAGAUAACGCCUCACUGCUCUAUACAGCGGCAGGGGUAUUCGUGUAAGAGUACUCUUCGAAAAAGGAAGCUGCCAGAGUCUGGCGACAAAAGCGAGAGAAGACGCUCUAAGAGAACGUCGUUGCGAAGAACUAGGCAAAAUACCGAUGUAGUCGCGUCUUUGAACGCUGUUAGUGGUGCAAUGGCAGAUGUAAGGGUAUUUAUUAAGGAUGUUUCCGAUACACCAGCUCUGAGCUCAAAGUUUGAUGAAGCUCAAGAACGUUUGAGAAAAAGACGAGGCAAUCUACGUGGGAACUUUACACAGGUAAACCAGAGACCAAGCAGUCCUUCUAGAAUGGAGAUACUUCCAGGAACAAGUUCACCUCUUCGGUUAAGAAAGAAUGACAAGUCGCCACUGUCGAAAAAGGGACGUUCUCCAAAUAAAAAAGACGAAAGAAUGAAGAAGUAUGGAACGCUACCUGUUCUUAUUGCAAAAUCGCCUAAAAAGAAUUUUACUGCUGACAGUGUUGCCCCAGACACUCUUUUGUUGACAGAAGAGAAGCGUCUUCCUACAGAUUCAACAUCUGCGAGUCGCCAGGGUCAAGAUGAACCUGGUUUUCACUCAUCACAGGCUCCUCGUGUUUUUCCCGUUAAACUUAACAGCGGGACGGGACGCGUCUCGUGCCGAAGUCGUACUCGCGUGUCGGGACUUUUCUCAUCCCGCACGAUUCCUACUGCUACUGCUGAUGGCAAGAAGGAGGCGUCCCGCUCCGUCCCGCGAGCAUCCCGUGUGCUGUCCCUCAAAUCUGCAAGUAGAAGUAUUAGAGACAAAUCUCACAGUGAAAAAAGCCACACCUUGUCCCUUCAAAGGAAAGGGUUUAAACGAAAACUCAAACUAGACACCGAGAAAGACGUUCGAUCAGCGACACUGAAAGUCUUGCCAGGCGUUAGAAAGAAAAGAAAGCUUACACUAACUUCAAAAGAGGAUAAAUCAAGGUCUGUUCUGGAGGAGGAAGGUGCUGGUGAAAUUUUUGCUUUAUCAGCCGAGAACCUUUUGAUGGAAAAACACAAAUCUACUUGCGAGGUUAAAGACGAAAUCAGUAAUACUCAACAUGUUGGAUUUGGCAUCAAAAACAACGAUUCGUCUUUACGCUCUUGCAAUGAGGAAGCCUUCGCUUUGAACACAGGUCUGUCACACGACAUAAUCUGUAUACCUUCUAGUCCCGGUGAUUCUGAUUCUCACGAUGAAUCUCCUAACCGUGUUGGUUCUUCUGCAUCCGUCGCUGAGUCGACUUCUUUUCCAGUUUCAAUAAAGACGUGUAAUAAAUCCGAUGAUAAGUCAAACGCUUCGGUGUCUGAUGAACGUGAACAGAGAUCACCUGAGAAAGUAAAUUGUUUGGAAGUAAUCUCUCACGAAACUACUUAUUUUCAAGAAGAAAAAGACACUGAACUAUUAGCUAACGCACUUUUUAUCAUGUCAUACCCGUCGCCUUUGCCUUAUUUGGAAGAGUGCCAUUCACCGCCCAGUCCAUCUUCACCACUGGACGUUAAACGCGAUACUUCUGAUCUGAGAAGCCAACACAACAUGCCGGUACAACAACAGAAAUUCUUUUCUGAAAAUAGCAGCAUCGUUGAAGAAGACAGCAAGGUUUCAGAUGAUGUUGAACUAGAAAGGAUACCUGCUUCGUGUCUCAGCCAAGGUCAUGAAACCGGAUUUUUUAGUCCUGCAGAUGUACGUUUGCAAAAGAAAUCUUUACAACUGCAAAUGCGUCCUCAGCUUGGAGAAACACAGUCUCAGCACGAGAGCACAUCAUUAGAGUGCAGUGAUACGAAUGCGAGCAAAGAGCUCAAAUGUAAAUCAACCGAAAAUGAGAAUAGUGCUCAUAGCUUUGAUCAAAUUGUUGACGACAAGGAAAUGUCUUGCGACAAGGAAUCUAUUGAUUCGUGCGUGAAUAUGGAGAAUGAGGAUGGCACGAUGGAAGAAAGUAUUCUUGAGAGAAGAAAGAAUUCAGAAUUAUAUUCAGAGUAUGCAAUUCUCAAGGAGAAAUCACGUGGACGGAAAAUUGCUUACAGCAGUGAAUCACAUGAAUCGUUUGCUGGCUUGGAAAGUCAUGACUUUAUGAGAACUGAAUCACUAAUGCAAACGAGUAGGACGUAUUUAGCUGAAGCUAAAGAACAAAGUUCUAUGAGUACUGUGGAAAAGGAGUUUAUCCUAGAGUUGAGUACCGCAGAGGAUAGCUCCUCCAACAGCCAGCCAUUGGUACGCGGUGAUUUGCAGACCAGGGAAUUGGAAAUUUCCGUUGGGGAAGAGAAUCGAGUUCAACGAAUUUCCUCAGAGAACAUGCGUGAUGCUUAUUCCCUUGCAUCGCCCACAAUAACAGAGGAUCAUAACAAAAGCCACAUCUGUAGCACACAUGUGAAACAAAGUGAUUUAAAUUCUUCCUCUCUCGAAUUCAAUGGGAAUGAUCGCCACGGCCAGGAGAACCCUAUUACUAUUGAACCCUUGAAACGGCCGCCAACCUCACAAGAACUGAUAAAUUCACUAAAGGAUUAUGGGCUACCUCAAUGCAGAUACCAAGAGCCAUUUUGCAGUGACCCGGAUGACAUCCCAGCGUGCCCUAGGAAAGUAGGCGGACGAGUUUUGAGAAUCGAAUCAAAGCAGGUGUCGAAUCUUCCUGAGUUUGAAUCCUCGAGCUCUUUGCAAGGCUUAAAACACUGGAGAUUUGUGUUAUCUUCCGCUCGUGAGUGUAGCGUUCGAGAUAUUUAUCAAAGCAUCGAAGAUGCAGCGAACAUCGACAAGAAUUUACAGCUGAAGAUUGCUUUGAUGGGAGAAGGAGAAGUGGUGAUAACACCAUGUCGAGGUCCACCGGCAUACGAGGCUGUCAAGGCCUGGGCACGAGAUAAACUUGCCAAGAGAGAACUUCAAAAGCAAGAAACGGAUCUCGCUCUGAAAAAGCCAGAACUAAAACAGACAACUUCAAAUGAUGAAAACUUGGUCAACGUCGGGGAGAAUCAAUUGUCAGAACAGAGAAACGCAGAAUUAGUCGUUUCCAACACGUCUAAAAUCGAAUUGGGACAAGUCAUGCCGGUAACUUCCACUCCAAAAGUAGCUCCUAAGGAAGUGACCACGCUGGUCAGAGGUUCAUCUGUGGACGCCGAGUUUGAACCCCUUGUUGAAAAUAAACAUAAGGCGCUUGAUGUCGUCGAAAGUGAGCAAAAGUUGGAUGUUAUGGAAUCAUCAGACUCAUCUAGUCCUGUGGAAGUGACUAGUCCUUGCAGCCUGUUCUCGCCAAACGAGGGGAAAACGUUUACAUUUGCGUCUGGAACACCGCAGGAGAUUGUACAGUGCAAGUCAGUUAAAGUUACACAAGCAAAGAAUCAAUAUCUGAACACUAUUACAGAUACACAGCCAAUGAACAUUGGUGAAGCUCUGCCGUUGUCCGCUCAAAAUGAUGAACUAUUUUCUGAACCCAAAGACGCCCUUACUUCUGGUGCAAGCUCCGUGGAAGUCACGCCAUCUGCACUGCACUCUCCAGAUGGGACUCCCCGACAAUGGGCUUUAACCACAAAGCAACCGCUGUCGCCCAUACUGCAGUCUCAAAGUCCUGUGUUUGCUGCUCCAUACCACAGCACUCCAGUAGCUACCAAAUUAGUAAAUGGUGUCCAGUCUCCUCGCUGUACUCCGAUUUCAGAUGCUAGCAAGGCGAAGAGACUGAAAACUACUGCUGAAACUUCUGAUAAGAAUAAUCUUGGGAACCAAGCCUCCUCGGACCAGACUCCUUUACUGCAGCAACAACUACUGGCCAGUCAGUUGAAGUUUGUCACUCCUGGCUCGGAACCCCGGCGCCUAAUGCCGUGGAACUCGGAGAUCGAAGGCCCCUCUCCCAACAACACAUACGGGUUCAAGGUCACUCAGGUGAACCUGAAAGACGCCAAGGCUCUUCACGAGGUGCAGCAUUUGACUCUGUUCAGCUUAGAACUUCAUGUAAGAACAAGGCGUGACUCGCGGCCAGACCCGGAGUUUGAUCCUAUCUGUGCGAUAUUUUAUUACAUUCAAACCGACACCUCUCUCGCUUCUGGGAGAAACAAAAUCACUGGGAUUAUCUGCGUGGAUUCGGAAUCCUUUAAGAUUUGUAGUUCUAAAACUGAAAACAAGGCAAGGAGUAUUUCUAGGGCCGAGAACACGGCAGUAUUGUCGUCCUCCUCAGACGCAGUGGCAUCGACCUCCACUAGCAACACAUCUGUGUCAAGAACGACGCAAAACUCUAGUACUUCUCAUCUGAGACCUUUGUUAUGUCGUGCAGGGGUCACGGAUCACGAAGUACAAUAUGUAGCUGAAGAGAAAGACCUUUUUCAGGCUUUGAUCAGAAUUAUCCGUAAAUGGGACCCGGAUAUUUUGAUAGGUUAUGAGGUACAGAUGUUUUCGUGGGGUUUUCUCCUCGAGAGGGCAUUGACCUUCGAGAUUGACCUUUGCACGUGGCUGUCCCGUGUUAAAGGCUCGUCCUCUGCCAGUAACAUGGACGCUGAGAAAGAUCAAUGGGGCGCUGCGCAUACUUCUGAGAUUAAGAUCGCUGGACGGAUUAUUUUGAAUGUCUGGAGGCUCAUGAGACAUGAGGUUACGUUGAAUGGGUACUCGUUUGAGAACGUAGCGUUUCACGUUCUUCACGAACGCAUCCCGCUGUACACGUUUCGCACACUGUCGGACUGGUGGGACCACCGAACUUCCCUCAACCGCUGGCGAACAGUCGACCAUUACGUCAGACGUUGCCGUGGUAACGUCAGGAUCCUUGAAUCCGUGGAUUUCAUUGGUCGGACCAGUGAGCUAGCAAGGCUUUUUGGGAUCUUGUUCUUCUCCGUGAUAUGCCGUGGAUCGCAGUAUCGUGUUGAGUCAAUGAUGUUAAGGAUUGCAAAGCCGAUGAACUACAUCGCAGUCUCCCCCAGUAUCGAACAACGUGCACUAAUGCGCGCUCCAGAAACAAUACCAUUGGUGAUGGAACCGGAGUCCCGUUUCUACAGCGAUCCAGUCCUGGUCCUAGAUUUCCAGUCUCUGUACCCCUCCAUGAUCAUUGCUUACAACUACUGUUUCUCCACCUGCCUGGGACGAGUUAGCUGUCUGUCAGAGUAUGGUGAAUUCAAGUUCGGUGCAACUUCUCUGUGUGUUCCUCCAAGCCUUCUCAAGAAACUUGAAGGGGACAUCCAUGUCUGUCCAAACGGCGUCGCGUUUGUGAAAUCCAACGUAAGGAAAGGCAUUCUACCCAGUAUGUUGGACGACAUUCUUCAAACGCGAAUCAUGGUGAAGGCGUCAAUGAAGAGAUGGAAAAGUGACAAAUCUCUCGGGCGAAUGUUGGAUGCUCGUCAACUGGGCUUGAAGCUGAUCGCCAAUGUGACGUUUGGGUACACGUCAGCACAUUUUUCUGGCAGAAUGCCUUGUGUGGAGAUCGGUGAUUCCAUCGUGCGAAAGGCACGCGAGACCUUGGAACGAGCCAUAGAUCUUGUCAAUAACACCCCGCGUUGGGGCGCGCGAGUCGUUUACGGUGAUACUGACAGUUUGUUUGUGUUGAUCAAGGGUGCGACCAAAGAACAGGCGUUCAACAUUGGUAAAGACAUUGUGGAUACUGUUACGGCGAUGAAUCCGAAGCCAGUCAAGCUCAAGUUUGAAAAGGUUUAUCUUCCAUGUGUGUUGCAAACAAAGAAGCGUUAUGUUGGAUAUAUGUAUGAGUCUCUAAAUCAGAAGGAGCCUGUAUUUGACGCUAAAGGGAUCGAGACCGUGCGAAGAGAUUCCUGCCCUGCAGUAGCAAAGGUACUUGAAAAGUCGCUGCGAGUUUUGUUCGAAACACGCGAUCUGUCUUUGAUUAAGAGGUUUGUCCAGCGACAGUGUACAAAAUUGAUGGAGGGACGCGCCAGUCUCCAGGACUUCACGUUCGCAAAAGAAUACCGCGGAAUGAAGAACUACAAACCAGGGGCAUGUGUACCAGCUCUGGAGCUGACGAGGCGCAUGCUCAGAGAGGACCGCAGAUCAGAGCCUAGAGUGGGAGAAAGAGUCCCGUAUGUAGUGGUGUACGGUAGUCCUGGUUUGCCUUUGAUUCAGCUCGUGAGACGACCCCAUGAAGUGCUUCAGGAUCCCGGCCUUCGACUGAACGCAUCUUAUUACAUCACUAAACAGAUCUUACCACCGCUCAAUCGUGUCUUCUCUCUCAUUGGCUUGGACGUGUUCACAUGGUACGCAGAGCUCCCGCGUGUUGUGCGCGUAGCACAGAUGUCCACGGACCCAGGAGAGAGAAAAAAGGGCACUAUUUCCCAGUACUUCUCUACCAUGACGUGCCCAGUUUGUCAAGAGCUUACUCCAGCAGAUUUGUGCACCAACUGUCGGGCCAGACCCCAGCUGUCGACUGUUUCUCUCGCUAGCCGCAUGCGCAAAUGGGAAAGAACUCACCAACAUUUAGCAGAGAUAUGUUACAGCUGUUGUGGGUCACGUGAUACCAGGUUAGGUUGCGUGUCGUUGGACUGCCCGGUGUUUUACAAACUCGUGCUGUGCACGCGUGACCUGAAGUCAUCCCAACAUUUCAGAAGGAUCCUGGAAAGCUUGUAGCAACAAUUUUGACGGCAUGACGAUUAUGAUGAUGAUGACGAUGGUGACAACAAAGACUAUAUUUCAGACGACAUAAUAACGACUAUGAUGAAAUGAUAGUGAUAAUGACGAUGAUAAUAAAACAAAUAACGACUGUAACGGUUACUGAUAAAGUUUACCUUAAAUCAAGGUUAUUUUAAGUUCAUGCCGUAUUGAACAAAUCCAGACAAAUGUUUGUAUCUCAAAAGAAAAAGAACCUAAGAUAAGUAUCGUUACAAGGAGAGUUUUCUUAUACGCGAAAACAAAGAUGAUAGGCCGAAAGAGCUUUAAGUUUAUUGAAAAAGAUCUAUAAAGCAUAAGAAUGCUGGAAGUUAUUUAUAUCACAGAGAAAUAAAUAUUCGUAUUUUACGACUGUU
Messenger RNA from Orbicella faveolata, 12046 nucleotides. Its product is annotated as DNA polymerase zeta catalytic subunit-like. Gene Ontology annotation, cellular component: nucleus; zeta DNA polymerase complex. NCBI's taxonomy places the organism in Eukaryota, Metazoa, Cnidaria, Anthozoa, Scleractinia, Merulinidae. Gene Ontology annotation, molecular function: DNA-directed DNA polymerase activity; nucleotide binding; DNA binding. The record is from RefSeq and is a predicted model, not a curated record. Gene Ontology annotation, biological process: error-prone translesion synthesis; double-strand break repair via homologous recombination.